Daktulosphaira vitifoliae (grape phylloxera) is the source of this 3713-nucleotide messenger RNA. RefSeq names its product dystroglycan 1 (gene Dg). Lineage: Eukaryota; Metazoa; Arthropoda; Insecta; Hemiptera; Phylloxeridae. The transcript is spliced from 16 exons. The record is from RefSeq and is a predicted model, not a curated record. Gene Ontology annotation, molecular function: laminin binding; calcium ion binding. Gene Ontology annotation, biological process: morphogenesis of an epithelium; muscle attachment; nerve development. Gene Ontology annotation, cellular component: sarcolemma; dystroglycan complex; dystrophin-associated glycoprotein complex. The coding region runs from base 309 to 3515 and encodes 1068 amino acids.
AGAAUUUAUACAUCGCUUCAGUGUAAUCUUUGACUAAUAAUAAUAAUACGUGAACACUUAAGUAACGCCCCUCCACAAUUACAAGUACUUAUCUAAUAUUACCACCUCUACUAUUUUUGCGUACUCAUCAUUACCACUACUAUUUUUUUAAAUACAAUAUACUUUUAUGAUUGUUGGUGCAGUGCAGUCAUAAGAUCAUAAGUGAAUGUUGGUCAACCAUUGUGUAGAAUUAGGUAUUUAGACACCGGUUAGCAGCCUUUUAGAAUUUAGCCAUUUUUACCUUUAAAUACUGCUUAAAAAAUGUCCAAAUGAAGGGUAGCAUUUUUGUCUUACUUAUAUGCAGCUUGGCAUUUGCGCACAAGUCUAAGGACAAUAAAACUAAAUGGUGGAGUGUUCCAGAACCUGUAGCAACAGUUGGAAAAUUAUUUUAUUUUAAAAUACCCCAUGAUUCUUUUAUUGAAAAUACUGGACCUAUUGAUUUUCUCGGUCAAGAUGGUGGAGGACUACCAAGCUGGUUAGUGCAAAGUAAAGAUGGUGAACUGGAAGGUAUUCCAGGACCUGAAGAUGUUCGUGAUGGUUUAUUAGUUCGUGCUGGAGAUAAAAGUCGAAAAUCAAUUUCUGAUGUAGCGUAUAUUAGAGUUACACCUUUAAAAUGGAAAAAUGUUCGAAAUAAUAAACGAUGCAAGGUAUCUGAAGAUUCAAUACUUCUUUGUCUUGUAAUUGGAAUGAACUUCAAAAGCAUACAACCUUUACAAAGACUAAUUGCCCUAAAAAAUCUUGCUGGAUUUUUGAAUCUUCCACAAGACUCAGUGCUUUUAGUUCCCCAAGAAAGUGUAUCAUCAUGGUUAAUGGAUUAUUUAGUGUCAACUGAGAGACAAUCGUAUAAAAAACAUCAAUAUAAUGACACAUCAUUUGUCUUAUGGGAGGUUGGUUGUGGAGGAAGUAUUUGGCUAGAACAUAUUGAUCAUGUUCGUCAGAUGCAAAGUAAUGCUGUUGAUGGAACAUUGUCCGAAGUACUGCAACUUCCAGUGACAAGCUAUAGAUUAGUAAAUUCAUUGAACCCUUUAAGAGGACGGCGUCAAGUAAAUGGAAUGAAACAUAGUAAGGUCAUUACAAAUUUUGAAAUUGGAGAUUCUGAAGAAAAAAAAAAUGUUCAAGAUGACAUCAACAAUGAUGAAGAUGAUGAUGAUAUUUCGGAUGACGAUGAAAUUAUUCCUGAUUCAAGAAAAACACUUGUAGAGCCAUCUCCAGUUUUUUUGCCUGAUCAAUAUGAUACAGAUCAUCUUCAUAGACAUCAUCGUAGAGAUGAAUCAGUUAUGGAUUUCCAAAAAGACUCUAUAAGUCCCUCGCCUGUAUUGGAUUCAAGUCAAGUACCCUCAGUAGAUCCAAAUGGUGUUGUUAGAUCAUAUAAUAAUAUUCAACCCACUCCAACAUUUUUUGAGUCUAUGUCUUCUUCACCUACAACACCUGAAUUAGCUGAAUCAGUUGACAUGAAUGAAUCUUAUGCUACUACUAUGAUUGAUGAGAAUGUGUCUACAGAAACUCCUGCCUUAGCUCAAGACAAAGUAAAAGAAAUUAUCAGCAGCGAUUCUGGCAGUACAACAACAAUUUCCACAACAACAAAUUUCGAUGAUUCCAACUCGCCUCCGUUUGUAAAAAAAAAAUUUUCCAAACUACCUAUUACUGCAGGAAAACCUUUAAAGUAUGCUAUUCCUAAUACUGUAUUUUAUGACUCAGAAGAUGGUGAUGUGAAAAAUUUAAAAUUAUCAAUAUUAAAUACAGAUCCAACAUUAUUAUCUUGGAUAGAAUUUGACCAGGAAAAUCAAAUAUUAUAUGCAUUACCUUUAGAUAAACAUGUUUCAAAAUGGGAAGUCAUUAUUCAAGCACAAGACUCUGGUAAACUAACUGUAAAUGAUACUCUUGAAAUUGCAGUUCAUCAAUUGCCUCAUUAUCGUGCUAUUAAUCAUAAGAUCAUAUUACAAAUGCAUUUAAAACCAGAUUCAUUAGCUAUGACUCGCCCAGUUAGCUGGAGUUUAGAUAUAAUUGAAAAGCUUGCUGCAAUUUAUUCUUGUGAUACUAAUAAUAUUACAGUGUUAGAUAUACCAAACCCUGCUGUAUUAUUGGCUAAUGAAGAUAGAAGAAGUAUAAAAUUUAUUUGGACUAAUGAUACUCUACCACGAGACGUAUGCCCCAAUGAACAAAUACUACAAAUUCUAAGUAAUUUAAAGCCACAAAAAAUUAAUAAUAAUAAGUUUACAAAACUACUGGGUACAUCAGUUAUUUUAGAAGAUAUCAGUUGGGAAGGUUUAAGUAAUUGUGCAUCUCCACCUAUAUCAAGUCAAAAUUUCCAACCUGUACUAAGAAAUCCAGUUGAUCUAAUAAAUGCUUCCUAUGGGCAAUUGUUAUCUUAUAUUGUGCCUGAAGAUACAUUCUAUGACCCAGAUGAUGGUUCUUCAAGAAGAUUGAAGUUAUCACUAAUGACUAUUGAUCGUUCGCAAGUACCUUCAAAUAAUUGGUUGCAGUUUGAUCCUAAAAAUCAAGAAUUUUAUGGAAUUCCAAUGUGGAGUGAUAAAAAUUUUUCUGAAUAUCAGUUGAUAUGUACAGAUAGAGAUGGAAAAUCAAAUCAUGACAGCCUUGUUGUAUCUAUACACAAUGGAACUAAACCCUUAACUACUGCUGAAUUUAGUAUAAUUUUUAAAAAGCCAGAAUUUAAAGAAUUUAACAGCUCAGCUAAAUUAAAAAAGAUAUUCAUUGAGCAUUUAGCCAAACUUUUUAAUGAUAGCGAUACAUCCAAUAUUGUAUUACUUGAUAUUAACAUAGUAAACAGUAUGACUAAGGUGACUUGGUACAAUAAAACAUUAGAUACCAAUAAGUGUGAUGAAAAAAAAAUUCUUUAUUUACGAAAAAUUUUGUUAAAUGAUGAAGAAAAGUUGAAAGAAAAUGUAGCUAAAAUUAUGAGUACAUCAUUUCAUGUCAUUAGUGCAAAUGUUGUACCAACUGGUAUGUGUGAAGGUGGAUUUAUUGAAGUACGGCGAAAACCACCAAAAAACAUUUUAUCUGUUGAUGAUAAUAUAUGGAUGUUAUUUGAUACAACAGAUCAAUAUUUCUUCACUUUAAUUGUUCCAGCUAUAAUCAUUUUAGCUAUGAUAUUUAUUGCUGGACUACUAGCUUGUUUCUUAUAUCGCCGAAGACCCUCUACUAAAUUAAGAAUGGGGGAUAAUGAACGACAAAGUUUUCGUAGUCGUGGUAUUCCAGUUAUAUUUCAGGAUGAACUCGAUGAAAGACUAGAACCAACUAAUAAAACUCCAAUAAUAAUGAGAGAAGAAAAACCACCACUUCCACCACCUGAAUAUCAACGAUCCUUUCCUAUGGCUACUACUGCCUUAUUAGCAGACACAGAAGACUCACCUUAUCAACCACCACCUCCACCAUUUACAAGUAUUGGCUCUAAUCAUAGAUCAAAACCAACUUCUACACCCUCAUAUCGCAAGCCUCCACCUUAUGUUCCUCCUUAAAAAGCCUGACAUAUGUAUAUGUAGAUUUUUACAUAUAUUGUAAACUGGUCUCGUAAAUCAAUUUGACUGAUAAAUUUUUUUUGUCAUUGUUUGGAACUCCAGUUCCAGUUUAAAUUUAAAUUAUAAGAAAUUGCUAAUUAAAAGAAAUAAUUCUAAUAGUUUAUAUUAUAACUUGAUUUUUUUAUUUUAUUUUAUUCA